Molecule: messenger RNA, 1914 nt
Organism: Apis dorsata (giant honeybee)
Lineage: Eukaryota; Metazoa; Arthropoda; Insecta; Hymenoptera; Apidae
Gene: CARPA
Product: carbonic anhydrase-related protein 10-like
Exons: 10
Coding region: 705-1529 (274 amino acids)
Molecular function (GO): carbonate dehydratase activity; zinc ion binding
Source: RefSeq, a predicted model, not a curated record
AUUACGUUAAAAGGGCGGGAUCACCGUGUCUCGAGAGGGGAUUCGUUGCCUGGCUUCUUAAGGGAAGCUCGCAAAGGAUCGCGGGAUAGCUUCUGACGUCAUCGAGGAACAAACAACGAUCGAAGAUCGAAGAAUCCGUGUGGCAAGGGAGAGAUAUUACAUCUUGGAGGGUUGAAAGGCUGGGGACAAAGGGCUGUCUAGAAGUCGACAGUCUAGAAGUUGGAAAGGGGGAGAAAAGGGAUCCCCAUCGAUCUCGAGAAGGAGGAGGAGAGAAAGACGAAAACACGGAUUUCAACGGAGAGUAUUCGAAUUACUGUCGAAUCUACUCAAUCUGGUUACUGUCGGCCCGAGUCUACUCGAGUAACUGUGAUCCUAUGUCCCGUCUGUCGUCCGAUUUUUAUUGAGGUUAUCGUCCAACACCCUUUGAUCGUUGGCACUCGCUGUUAUAUUUGGAAAGUAACGCGCGCAAGCAUUUGUGAGCUCCUUACGGAGACAGUUCUCGGGCAAGAUGAUAACAAAUGCCAGGAUCGCGAUGAACGUCCGGUUGCACCUGGUCGACUGAUCGUCAAAGACAAAUCGAGAAAGGGCGAGGGGAGGCUUUUUGCACCAGCGGGAUUGAAAAAAACGAUGUACGAGAGGAGCAAGUGAGAAUUCCUUUUUUGCGUGUUCCCCCCCUUUUUUUUCGGUGAUCUCUAUCAGAGAAGAUGUGCCUGCGACACUUGCUACUCUGCCUGCUGGGUGUCAUCGUCAUCGUGAACGAAUCCGAGGCCAGUUGGGACGAAUGGUGGACCUACGACGGAAUUUCAGGACCUGCGUUUUGGGGACUGAUAAACCCCCAAUGGUCUUUGUGCAGCAAAGGAAGGAGACAGAGCCCUAUCAACAUCGAGCCUGACAAGCUUCUCUUCGACCGCCACUUGAGACCCGUGUUGGUCGACAAACACAAGGUUUCCGGCCAUUUGUACAACACCGGCCAGUUCCUGGUGUUCAGAGCCGAUCGGGAGGCGAAGGUGCGGGUCAAUAUAACGGGUGGGCCGUUGGCUUAUCACUAUCAAUUCGAGGAGAUCUACAUACACUAUGGGAUGGAUAACGAUCAUGGAUCGGAGCAUCGCAUUAAUAACUACGCUUUCCCCGCCGAGUUCAACGAUCACACAGAACUCCCGACAGACAUUUUCUCCCAAGGCAGCAAUCGACGCAAACGGAGAAAUAGCAACGAAGUGACGCGGUUGAACGAGAUACAAGUGUACGGGUACAACGCGGAAUUGUAUCACAAUAUGAGCGAGGCGCAGCACAAGAGUCAGGGGCUGGUGGCGAUCUCGUUGAUGGUGCAGCUUGGAGAGACGUUAAAUCCUGAACUGCAGAUCAUAACCAGCGUGUUCAACAAAGUUAUAUAUCGAGCUUUACGCACUAAGGAAACUAAUGCAAGGGCCGCCGACCACCCCGAAAGCGCCCCUGGGAAACAAUUCGAGGCCGUUACAGGAUCUUCAUUACAGGACUAUACGGACGAACAUCGAUUUUCGCAAGAGACCUGAUGCGAAGUGUCCAUCGAUGGCCCAGGACAUGCAUUAUAGAGCGAACACGUGGCAGGACGAUGGCUCCCUCUCGCACAACGUCGUCUGAAUCGCGGCCUCCAACGCAAGACCAGAGACAUUUUCGGCUUUCAACGCGACAGGUUCACGCGGAUAUUUUCCUAAAACCGUUGUGCAUAAGCUUGACAUGGUCACGACAAAACUUCAGGGGACUCGAUUCGUCCAAUUGCAGACAAUUCCAAUUCGAUCUUGCGAAUCGUCGUGAGAGACGACUAAGAUCGGAGGAUAAUAGGAUUAAGAAAAUUCUAAUUAAUUACACAUUGUCCCGAAUUUCGAGUUCUCAAAAUUCUGUUUCGUUGUGAUUUCGAAAAUUGAGAUAAAUCGAUAG